AUGCCGCUCCGUGAAAUCGAAUUUCCUUCCGAUCCUAAAGAUCUGGAACACGCACAAGAACGAUUCUUGAUUUUCUACUCCUCGCGCGUGAACGGGCAGCUGUGGUGCCCUGAUUGUGUAGCAGUAGAUCGGAUCAUCCAAGAUACCUUCGGUCCUGAAGACGGGCUAUCUGCGGUGAUUGUCUACGUUGGCCAAAAGCCCGAAUGGAAAACACCCUCCAAUAUUUUCAGAGGCGAGCCGUGGCAUAUCACCUCCAUCCCCACAAUUAUCAAGGUUGAAGACGUUAGUAUCGGACCAAUUGAAUCUUGCUACUCCAUACCAAUUUCUGAUAACCUCAUCGACAGUCCAAAGUAG
Suillus subaureus is the source of this 354-nucleotide messenger RNA. RefSeq lists its product as uncharacterized. The record is from RefSeq and is a predicted model, not a curated record. Bases 1 to 354 code for a protein of 117 amino acids. Gene Ontology annotation, molecular function: protein-disulfide reductase [NAD(P)H] activity. Lineage: Eukaryota; Fungi; Basidiomycota; Agaricomycetes; Boletales; Suillaceae. Gene Ontology annotation, cellular component: cytosol. The transcript has 3 exons.